GCGCGGCGGCGGCGGCGGCGGGCGGGCACGGGGCGGGUUUGACUGGCUGCGCGGGAGUCCCGGCGCGCUGGGGCCGCUCCGGCGCUCGCUCGCCCGGCCAUGUCCGAAGCGUAUUUCCCCGUGGGACCCGGACUGGGCCUGGAGGAGAACUUCCUGUCGCUGGACGACAUCCUGAUGUCGCAGGAGAAGCUGCCGGGCCGCGCCGAGAGCAGCCUGCCGCGCCUGGCCUUCGCGCUGGGCCAGGGGGCCGGCCCUGGCGACGCCAUCCCUGAGGGAUCAAAGCUGGAAAUACCUUUGUGGCUUGCAAAAGGUCUGCAUGACAGCAAAAGAAGAAUAAUUUCUGUGGAACUGCCAAAGAUUUACAAGGAAGCCUGGAGGACAGUGUUCAGCGCUGAUGCCAAUGUGGUUGAUCUGCAUAAAAUGGGGCCAUAUUACUAUGGAUUUGGCUCCCAGCUCCUGAAUUUUGACAAUCCAGAGAAUCCUGAGAUAGCUCAGACUAUCCUGCAGACAUUUAUUAGCCGUUUUCGUCGUAUCAUGGACUCCUCUCAGAAUGUCUACAACGAAGACACAUCAGCGCUGGUGGCUCAGCUGGAUGAAUUGGAGCGAGCCUUAUUUCAAGCUGGCCAGAAAGGGCUGAAUGACUUCCAAUGCUGGGAAAAGGGACAGGCUUCUCAAAUCACAGCUUCCAGUCUGGUCCAGAAUUACGGAAAAAGAAAGUUCACAGAUGUGGAUGGUUAAAAGCCUGAAGAACAUGCAGCUAUGAUGAGGGACACUGAGAGAUUUACAGUCAGUCACAGAAGAGAAAGAUGAAUCAGCUUUGGAGAAGGACAGGCUCUCUGUUCGUUAAUGGGAAUUCUUCUCUAUAAUAUUUUUGGAUUACAGUAGUGCAAAUUUUAAAGGCAGAUGGCAAGGGUAUAAAAAACAGAUCACCUUACAUCACUGAAUAGCUUUGCAAGUUACUCAUACCACUCCUGAAGAUUUGCAGUUAAUGUGUUUACUAGGUGGCUGAAAAGGCAUGACAGGAUUUUCUAAAAGGGUGAUUAAUAUUUAUUAUUCUUUAUCUUCCAAACUGAUAUUUACAAUAAUGGAUCUGUUUGGAAAAACGUGUAACUCUGUAUUUUGUGUAUUAUAUUUCGUGUAUUUCAUCAUGCCCUUCCCAUUCCAACCUCCUGGGAUCAGCUGUUUCCAGGUUCCCUGUUCUUUGGAGAGCCCCAACGAUGUGGAAAAAAAUGUGGUACAAACCGCUUUGAAUUUUUUCCCAUUUCUUACACACUGAGGUGCAACAGGUACCCUUUGUGAGGCAGGAAUGUUUUCUUUUUUGACUUUUGUACACAGUGUUAGUGCCUCGGAGAAAAACUUCUCUUCUAACCCAUGUAGCAAGCGAAGUGGCUGUGCAGGUCUCGUGCUGCCUCAUCCUCUCUCCCUUUUGGCCCUCGUGGGCUUGAUGCUGUGUGAGGUGGGGGAUGUUCUUGUUUGAUGUCAGGGGCUUUUGUGAUGGAUGCGUCUCUGUGAUGGGUGUUAAGCUCCUCCGUGUGUUUUACAGAGGAGGCAACAGAAGGCAACAAGGAGUUCGUCCACACCAGAUCAGAAGCAGCAACUUUAAUGGAAACUCUGACCCAUUGUCAACCCAUGAGCCAUCUGUUUUCCCAUGAGAAAUUCCGAUUACUAGAUUUGGUUAGUAGAAGGGACAAAGCAAAUGAACUGAGUUUCCUUCCUUCUGAUCAAUCUAAGUGAUCCUAGCAAGACGAUCCUAGUAAAUGUCAUUCUUGCCAGUAGGAGUGACUGGAGUUGGAACUUGCUGAACAGCAUUGUGGUUAACAUCCUGUGUGGAUUCCCUAAAAAUUAGAUUAUCUGAAGUCCCAUUGAAUUGGAGACAGAAAACAGAUGGUUAUCUCUCUAGGACGUAGUUCUCGCAGUCCUCAGAGCGGUUGUCCUUUGGAAGCAGGUAUUAGGCAUCUUACAGGUGCUUCUAAGCCUCUAGAAGUUGGACUUUGAAGAGUACCUAAGUGGAGGAGCCAGAUCAUAACGAUACUGAGCACUUCCUCUGCUGUGGGAAUCACUGGGAAGCGACAGCCAGAUCCAAGUCUUGGAGGUGUUCUUCCUGGGCUUGCGGAUGCACCUGGAUAUUGGAUACUUCAAAGUGGAAACCUCAAGUACAAAGGGUGUGUGGCCAUUCCUUGGCCAGAGGAGUGAAAGCUCUCCCUCUGGAGGUGGUGAGAGGGGACACCAUGCUGACUUCGCAAGCACACUGGUACCUCUGCCUCAGCUGCACAGGGCCACAGGAGACAAGUUGGAAGCUGUGCCUAACAAAGUAUUUCAAGUACAUGCAAGACCAAAUGCUGCUGCACUUAAUGACUUAAUGCCACACAAUAGCCUAUACAUUUUGACGCAGCUUUUGUCUAUUGUCUGUUUCUGGAUUUUUAUAUCGAAUAAAUAUUUUGUAAGGGGACACUUGUAAUGUAAAA
Messenger RNA from Tyto alba (common barn owl), 2465 nucleotides. RefSeq names its product GINS complex subunit 3 (gene GINS3). The transcript has 3 exons. The coding region runs from base 100 to 738 and encodes 212 amino acids. Gene Ontology annotation, cellular component: GINS complex. The record is from RefSeq and is a predicted model, not a curated record. NCBI's taxonomy places the organism in Eukaryota, Metazoa, Chordata, Aves, Strigiformes, Tytonidae. Gene Ontology annotation, biological process: mitotic DNA replication initiation.